AUGGCUCCCGCACAAUCAGAUUUAUGUCGUCCCACUGGCAGAACAUCGAGGAAGCACCGGCAUGAAAGCGGCUGGUCUAGGUUGCUAUUUGCAUUUCGAGUGCUGAUAUGCAGCCUGGUAAUCAUUUCACUAGUGCUCUACAAGUUCUGCGACCCCGCUUUCUUGCCAAUCUGCAAUCUUCCUCGUUUUUGGCUUGCAGGUCCUUGUAACAGGCUUGCAGGUCCCCUACCUCCUGGCGUUAAUUCUACUACAUGCCCCCAAUGGACGGCUUUACAUCCAACCAAGCAUCGUGGGCUCAGCGAAGACCUGGAUGUAGCAUACAGCUCAGAAGACUUCAAGCAAAGAGCAAUUCAGGCCCUCGGAGACGCAGUCCGUGUACCGACCGAAUCGUACGACGAUAAUGGACCGGUCGGCGAAGACAGCCGAUGGGAUACAUUCGCAGAACUUCAUCGAGUUCUUGAGGCCUCGUUUCCUCGCGUUUACGAGUCCCUCGAUGUCACCAAAGUCAACACAUAUGGUCUGGUUUUUCACUGGCAGGGAUCGACUUCGGCAAAGCCUUACAUCUUGGCCGCUCAUCAAGAUGUUGUACCAGUUGAAGGUCAAACAGUUAAAGAGUGGAAACACGAUCCGUAUUCGGGGUACUAUGACGGCACGUGGAUAUGGGGUCGUGGUACUUGCGAUGACAAAAGUGACUUGAUACGACAAUUGCUCGCCAUCGAUUCCUUAUUAAAGGAAGGUUUCUCUCCUGCACGCACCCUUAUACUUUCGUAUGGAUUCGACGAAGAGUCCAAAGGCAUAGAGGGUGCUGGUCAUCUUGCUCGAUACUUGGAGCAAACGUACGGGCGCGACUCUUUUGCCUUACUUCUUGACGAAGGAGAUCUUUACACGGACAUGGGUGGCAUUGUUUUUGCGACUCCCUCAAUAUCCGAGAAGGGAUAUCUUGAUGUAAAAAUCACAGUUUCAACUCUCGGUGGUCAUUCGAGUGUACCACCUCCUCAUACGAGCAUUGGUCUCCUCUCCCGUUUCAUAACAGUGGUGGAGGAUAAUUCGCACCAAGCCAGCCUUUCCCGAACAGGAACCCUGUUUGCGACGACGCAGUGCCUUGCGGCCUACAAUCCAGUGUACCCCGAAGACUUGCGAAAGCUCGCAAGAAAAGCGGUUGCAGAUGAUACGGCUCUGAAGGUGCUUCAAGAGCGACUUUUGGCUUCGGAUCCCCUGUACAAAGCGAUGCUCGGGACCACGCAAGCAGUAGACCUCGUUGAAGGUGGCGUGAAAAUUAACGCUCUCCCAGAGCGUGCUAGCGCAGUGGUCAAUCACCGCAUCGCAGAGCAUAGUUCUGUUGGCGAGCUGCAGCAGCACAUGAUCGACCUUUUGACCCCGUUGGCAACCAAGUAUGACCUCGCACUCGUCGCGUUUGGCAGCAACGUGACUUGUGGUGGUGCUGGUCAAGUCGUUCUGUCCGACUUCCUCGGGACGGCCUUGGAACCUUCGCCUGUGACGCCUACUGAGUAUGGUCCUUGGGCACUUUUGCAAGGAAGUAUUAAAGCUGCUUUUGAGAGCUCCCCUACCCGCAACAGCAAGCAAGGUCGUGGUUAUACCCUCUCUAUCUAUUGGUACGUUGGUUGUCGGGUUUACACUCAAUUCUACUGGAAUUUGACCAAGCAUAUUUUCCGCUUCUCGCCAUCCUUUGACACUGAUCGUUUCAAUGGAGAACACACUGUUAAUGAAGGCAAGCCUUUCCGUGCAGACAGCUUGAAUGAAGGUGUUCGUUUCUACACCAAGUUUAUCUUGAAUGUGGACGAAAGUGAUUUACCGUGA
Suillus subalutaceus is the source of this 1818-nucleotide messenger RNA. RefSeq lists its product as uncharacterized. The record is from RefSeq and is a predicted model, not a curated record. The coding region runs from base 1 to 1818 and encodes 605 amino acids. The transcript has 11 exons. NCBI's taxonomy places the organism in Eukaryota, Fungi, Basidiomycota, Agaricomycetes, Boletales, Suillaceae. Gene Ontology annotation, molecular function: metallocarboxypeptidase activity. Gene Ontology annotation, cellular component: fungal-type vacuole lumen.